AGUACAGAAGGAAAAAAAAAAAAAAAGAGUUGAACGCAGUAGGCUGGGCAAUCCUGCCUGAGAGCUGAAGAGGAAAUACGUGCAUGUUGUUAAUAAGAGCUGUAAAAAACACAUUUUCGGAAAGAGCGAAGAGCGUCCCACCUAACUCUGCUGCUCCAGGGGACAGCUGACAGAUGGGUAGAUCGAUAUGUUUCUGUGCAGUGCACUGAUGAGAUGACAACUGAUGAGAUGGCAACUGCAGUGCUCAAGAUGGGGAAAAACAGAAUUAAACACAUCAGCCUCAUUUGGGUUGUCAUGUCACUAACAGCAUUAAGUGGAUCUGACAACAUUCCAAGGAUUACAAAUCUGGACUGCUUCAAUGAUUUACAGGCGGAAAUAGUUUGUUUCUGGGAUGUUGAUUCAAACAGCAAUUGCAGUGAAGAUUUUGUCUUAUCAUAUGAAGACUUUGAUAAUAAGAUCGGAAUAUGUCGUGACCUGCAAAAUGAGCCGGUGCCUAAUAAGUGUUUGUGCAAGAUCCCUGUGAGUUUUCUAUCAGUUGCGGAAAGCUAUGAAAUAAAAGUCAAAUCACAUGGAGAAUCAGUCGGCAAUACAACAAUUCACAUUGAAUCCACCGUUAAGCCAAGAGCGCCAUCAAAUGUCCGAGUUGACUUCCAAGAGGAUGGAUAUGGCGUAGUGCAAUGGAACACUGGUUAUGAGUCAGCCACCAUCACAGACAACCUGUCCUUUCAAGUUCAGAUCAUCAAUAAGAACAAUGGAAAAGUGACAAUAGAUUACAACUUCGGACCAGCAAAUCCUAAAUAUCCCUUUAAUAAGAAGCAGCUGAAACGAGGAGAAAAUUAUGCAGUGAGGGUCCGAGCAAAGCCGGUACUAAAACUCAGAGGAACCUGGAGUGAAUGGAGCUCAGAAGAUGAGUGGAGAAAUGAUUACAGCCUCACCAUACUGGAUCGGAUUGAUAUCAUUAUCCCAAUUAUCUGCAUAGUGCUGUUAUGCCUGAUUAUAGUGAGUUAUAUCUGCUUGUCCAGAUACAAGAAGAAAUGGUGGGAUACUAUUCCAAACCCUGAAAAAAGCAUGAUUGUCAAGAGGAACCCGAUACAGAAACAUCAAUUAAUUCCACAUAAAAAAGAUGCUGCAAAAAAAUCUUGUGGAAGUUUUUUUAACAGAAUUAUCAAAGCCCACAAGUCUAGAUGUGGCCAGCUCACCCAGCAUGACACUAUCCGACACCCUGUCAUUGGCAUUAUAAAUUCAGACUGUAAAAAGUUUAUUUUCGAACCAAAGAAUGAAGAUAUUGAGAAAUGUGUGGAAAUGUACCCCAAGGAGGAAUGUGAAGACAACCCAGUUCAAGAAGAUCAACCAGAACAUAAGGCUGAAGAUCUCCCACUGGAAGAAGAUUUUGCAAUUACCAAUAUGUUUUUUGCUAUUCUUAGUGAUUCAUCAAGCUUGAAGUUAGAUACAUUUGAAAACUUACAUACAGGAUUUGAUAAAGAGGAGAAACAACAAAACAAUUUAAAUGUCCCAGAACUCUGGAAAUUGGGAUCCCACAACUAUAACUCUGAUAAUUCUCUAAUGGUCUCUUCUCCUAAUAUAGAUGUGGUCAACAUCCCAUGCUUUGAUCGAUGGCCGGACAAUGAAAUAGAUUCCAUACCAUACAGCCCACAAGCCAGUAUCAAGGACAACUCAUAUCAGAGUAAGGGGAACUCUUUAGCAAGUCCAGGUUAUAACAGCUUUGCCAAUGCUAUAUCCGAAGCAAGAAAAGAUUUUAUGAUCAACACAACAAAAUCUUUUUGCCCAGACAAUUUCUCAAAAACCACAGUUCUUGACAAAAAUAAAAUCUAUGAACAGCAGUUGAGUCCAAAUAAUAUUCUGUAUCACAACACAAAAUAUCUUUGUUCCCAUCAUCGCGAGGACAGUUUUCAACCAAACAUAAAACCCAAAUCUGGACAAAUCAUAUUGCAAUGUCAAGAAAGUAAACCUGGUCCAACUUAUUUAUGUAAAGUGUCAGGAUAUCAAAGCUUUGAUCAAGCAGUCCAAGAAAGCGAACUAGACCUUGGGUGCCAGUGGUCCGGAUAUAAGAGUUUUGACCAAGCAGUUCACCACAGUGAUGAAACCUCUGUGAAUGAAAUGAAUGGAUAUAAAAGCUUUGAUCAAGCAGUACAAGAAAAUCAUCCAGUGUCUGGGUGUUACAUAUCUGGCUAUAAAAGUUUUGAACAAACGCUUCAAGAAGGUGAUGACACUUCUGUACAUGAAAGUAAUGGAUAUCAAAGCUUUGAUCAAGCAAUUCAAGAAAGUGAAACCUCAGGAGCAAAAGACUGUUCCGUUCUUGACUCAGGAUACAAACCAUUUGAAAGUCUUAUAUUCCAAAACCAUUCUUAUUCAGAUAAGAACGGUUGUAUUUGUGAAAAUGAUGACUUAAGGGACAGACACUGUGAAAAUAACACAAACUUUGACAACAAUCAAGAGUAUAGGCUUCUCUCUUCAGGGUCAAUGGAACUUAUAUAUAAGAAUUCUGUGAAAGCAACAAAGAAAAAAUAUCCAUCUUUUGGAGAUAAAACCUUUAAUGCAUUAAAGAGAUCAGUGGGUGCUAACAAUAACACCGACAUGACCUUAAAACAUGAAGGUAGUAGACCGUUAGCAUUGACUUUUGACAUAUGUGAGCAUUUGAGGAACCUGGAAAACUUGCAUAGACAUAAGGUGCCACUCAUCAACCUAGAAAACAGUACAAUCCUCAUACAUGGGGCAAUAUUUCCUUGCCAUCUGGAUAAGGGUUCUUUCACUCAAGAACAGCUCACAAUUAACAAGAAUCUUAGUCUUCAAAAAUUCCCUUCAACUUCAUAUACUUUUGAGAAUACUUCUUUUCAUAUGCCUUUGUAUGAAUUAGAUGCCUUAGAUUCAAGUCAGACAACUAAACAUUUAUUAAUUCAACAAAGCAGUUUGGAUAAAGAUGGCAACUCCUACAUGAAGAUAAAGUAGUUAACCCAUAAUGAUGCUCAGUGUUGCAAAACAAAAUUGCUAACCCAAGCCAAACUCUUAAGCCCUGUACACACGGC
Rana temporaria (common frog) is the source of this 3044-nucleotide messenger RNA. Its product is annotated as interleukin-4 receptor subunit alpha-like. The transcript is spliced from 10 exons. Gene Ontology annotation, cellular component: external side of plasma membrane; membrane. Bases 214 to 2967 code for a protein of 917 amino acids. Gene Ontology annotation, biological process: production of molecular mediator involved in inflammatory response; cytokine-mediated signaling pathway. Lineage: Eukaryota; Metazoa; Chordata; Amphibia; Anura; Ranidae. Gene Ontology annotation, molecular function: protein binding; cytokine receptor activity. The record is from RefSeq and is a predicted model, not a curated record.